CGGUAGCGCAGUACCAAGCUGUGCGAUAGUGUCAUACUACGGAACGGUAAAACAACAACGCCGGGGAACUCCCCAGCAAUGUAUCAAACACAUGCGAUGAGACCGGUUAUCGCGUGUGAAGUGCUGGCUGUGAAUGCUCUGCUUUUGCUCAGUUCACUUGAAACGUUCGUGUAGAUCAGUUGUGGUCAAGUUGGGUUUGAUGGUUGUUUUGUGUUUUGUUAAAUCAAGAAGGAUUUCUUAUCAAUCUAGUACCAUCAUCGGCAAGAUGAUGACCCCGAAAGUGAUUCCACUUUCGCUGGUUCUCCUGACGAUCUUCGUCGGAUAUUCAAUUCAGUUGGACCUUCCGAAAGACUGUGGCCAACGAAAGGCGGAUACCGUAAACUUGAUCGUCGAUGGAAAACCAACCACCAUCCAAAACUGGCCGUGGCACACAGCGAUCCACCAUCGCGAGGGAACGGGAGCACCGGUGUACAAGUGCGGUGGCAGCAUACUCAACGAGGACACCAUUUUAACGGCCGGUCACUGCGUCCGCUUGUCCAGCGGUGUGAUCCCCCCUGAAAACCUCAUCGUACAGGUCGGUCGCCAACGGCUUCACGUCGCUGAUGACCGCGCUCAGGAGCAUGCGGUAGAUAACAUUAUGGUGCACAAAAAGUUCCGGCUUGGAGCGCUGCAGCACGACAUUGCCCUGAUAAAGCUGGCGACGCACAUCAAGUUUACGCCGUUCAUCCAACCGGUUUGUCUGUGGAACAGAGGUGAAGAUCGGUUGUUGAUCCGCAACAAGGAUGGUACGAUUGUUGGGUUCGGUGCUACCAGGACGGCGGGUUAUUCCGAAACGCUGAAUAAAGCCGAACUGAAGGUGGUGGAUAAUCAGGUCUGUAUCGAUAGCAAUCGAGGAGUGUUUGGACUGGCGUUGACCGGCGACAUGUUCUGCGCCGGGAGCAAUGAUGGCGUCAAUGCUUGCAACGGGGACAGCGGAGGUGGGAUGUUCUUCGAACUGGAUGGUCGCUGGUACGUUCGGGGUAUCGUUGCAUUUUCACCUUCGCUUGCUAGCGACCAGAGCCGAUGCGAUCCGUAUCAGUAUGUAGUGUACAUGGACGUUGCUCGGUACAUCAGCUGGAUUGCAGAACAAUUGAACGGUUCUUUCGUAGAAGCUCCGGAACUAACGCACCCGAAGCAGCACCUUCUGAGUCGAGACUGUGGUGAAAACCUGUACCCAACAACCAUGGAGUCGGAAAAAUCCGUUUUGAUGUCGUAUCCUUGGGUGGGGUUGAUCGAAUACAGCCAGGAAGGAGUUCGCGAGAAGCGAGUUCUCUGCCAUGCAAUGCUAAUCAGUGAACGCUACCUGGUGACCGCGGCUGAGUGCGUCUACAAUACCGGAAAACUGCGUCCGACGUCGAUACGGCUGGGUGAAUACGACACUUCUAGCAGUCAGGAUUGCGGCGUAGUGGACGGUUCCAGCACUUGCGCACCCCCAACGCAGUCCAUCGGCAUCGAAACCAUCACCGUGCACCAGCAGUACAACAAGCCCCGCUUCGCGAACAACAUAGCCCUGAUCCGGCUCUACUCGACGGCCGACGUCGAUCGGGAAAACAUCGCACCCGUCUGCCUACCGCUGACCAAGGCCCUGCGUAGCUUCAAACCGGCCAGCUACAUCCGGUCCGGCUGGAAGAACCACCGGGAUCAACCGCGGAUGCAACGGGCCGAAGUCAAGGUGGUCGAUUCGGUCGAGUGCCAGCGCAAGUACAGCCGCGAGCGAAUCCCGCUGGAGAAGACCUUCCGACAGAUCUGCAUCGAGCAGGACGGCGGCGGCGGAUCGGCAUCAUCCGGGGGCAGUUGUGUGUUCGACACGGCUUCGGCACCGUUGCAGGCGAUCCAAAAGGUGGACGGGAGCGAUCGGUAUGUGCUGCAUGGGUUGCUCGCCUUCGGACCGAACAAGUGCCACCUGGACUACCCGAAUGUGUACACCAACGUGGGAACGUACGUUACAUGGAUUUUGGAUCAUAUGCAGAAGUAGUGUUUGGGGUUUUAUUUUAUUUUUGUUUAUUUAUUUCGGACCUUAUGUCUAUUUUAUUACUGUGUCAUACAGUCAUAUGUAGAGAUUAUACACGUUUAUCGAUAAGAAAAACUUAUU
Aedes albopictus (Asian tiger mosquito) is the source of this 2131-nucleotide messenger RNA. RefSeq names its product polyserase-2-like. The coding region runs from base 134 to 2014 and encodes 626 amino acids. Gene Ontology annotation, molecular function: serine-type endopeptidase activity. The record is from RefSeq and is a predicted model, not a curated record. The transcript has 3 exons. Gene Ontology annotation, biological process: proteolysis. NCBI's taxonomy places the organism in Eukaryota, Metazoa, Arthropoda, Insecta, Diptera, Culicidae.